CAUGUAGGAAAUAAAUUCAGAAAAAAUCAUCAAAUUCUUGUAAUUAUUUACAUGCACUUACUGUAUGGAGCUCAAGAUGGCUUUAAAGAUCUUAAAAGAAUUCUUACCGUUGCAUAAAUGUCGGAGAAUUACUACAAUUUUUGUAAAACUAUGGAGUUUAAUUGUGUACAUACUCAAACGAAAUAUGAGAGCGGUUAUUGAGCAUCAAACAAUACGAUAUUCAACAUUUGAAUUAUCACCUUUAUCACAGCAGAGACUUCGUGUUGUACGGAGAAAAACAUUUGUCUUGGAUUUAGAUGAAACAUUGAUUCAUUCCCAACGAGAUGGAACUGGUAGAAAAUCAUUGUGUCCCAAUAUGCCAGCUGACUUUGUUCUUCGAGUUACAGUUGAGCAUCAAACAGUUCGAUUUCUUGUUCAUAAGCGUCCUCAUCUUGAUUUUUUCUUAAAAUUGGUUUGUCAGUGGUUUGAUUUAGUUGUAUUCACAGCAAGCCUAGAGAGAUAUGGUACGGCUGUCACUGAUAAAAUUGACGGUAAUAGGAAAUUUUUUAGCCAAAGAUAUUUUAGACAUCAUUGCACAUUACAUUUUGGAACUUACAUCAAAGACUUGUCAAUAAUUAGUGAGGAUUUAUCCAGUAUUUUUAUUUUGGAUAACUCCCCUGGAGCGUACAUGAAUAACAAAGAUAAUGCCAUUCCAAUAAAAUCAUGGUUCGCUGACCCAUCUGAUAAAGCUCUUUUGAAUAUACUACCAAUGUUAGAUGCUCUCAGGUUCACUGCCGAUGUGAGAUCCAUACUCAGUCGUAAUGUACAUAAUCAUUCCACAUGGUAAUGGCAUGUCGUCAUUGAUUUUGUCGUGCACAAUGACGUAAUUAGUGGACAGCUGUAGAAAGUCCAAAUGAACGUUCACAAUGAUUCACAGCAGAUGUGUGCUAACACGUGAAACAGCUGUUCACAUUAAAUUGUCCUUGCUGCAGGCUCAGCGAAGAUAUUAACGUUUAGUGUGGCGUACAGACCAGGUUUGUGAUUCAAAUGUCAUUUCGUUACCAUUGCAGGAAUACGUAGAAUGAAGUGAAGCAAUAAUUAACUUCUAAAUAAUACACACCUGCUAUGAACAUGAGGAUGUUUAACAUUCAGUAUAAUUUAUAUGUUUUUACCAUUCACACCAUGUACACAUCCAAAUCUUAAGUGUCUCCUUAAUUACUUUAAUAAUUUGAUUCUAGUCUAGUCACCACUAUUCUAGCUUUUUAUUAAAGUCGCGAUUUUGAUA
Molecule: messenger RNA, 1264 nt
Organism: Xenia sp. Carnegie-2017
Lineage: Eukaryota; Metazoa; Cnidaria; Anthozoa; Malacalcyonacea; Xeniidae
Product: CTD nuclear envelope phosphatase 1-like
Exons: 9
Coding region: 65-826 (253 amino acids)
Molecular function (GO): protein serine/threonine phosphatase activity
Source: RefSeq, a predicted model, not a curated record